Messenger RNA from Penicillium lagena, 1086 nucleotides. RefSeq names its product AHA1 family protein. NCBI's taxonomy places the organism in Eukaryota, Fungi, Ascomycota, Eurotiomycetes, Eurotiales, Aspergillaceae. Bases 1 to 1086 code for a protein of 361 amino acids. The transcript is spliced from 4 exons. The record is from RefSeq and is a predicted model, not a curated record. Gene Ontology annotation, molecular function: protein-folding chaperone binding; ATPase activator activity. Gene Ontology annotation, cellular component: cytosol. Gene Ontology annotation, biological process: protein folding; positive regulation of ATP-dependent activity.
AUGGUUCUUCACAACCCCAAUAACUGGCACUGGGUGAACAAGGAUGCCUCAGGCUGGGCCAAGAAUUAUCUGCAGCAGAACCUGUGCUGCAUCACAGCCGAGGAGGGAGGCGUGACGGCCAAAGUAGAGCGUGUGGUGUCGAUGGAUGGCGACGUAGAUGUCAGCCAGCGCAAGGGCAAGGUCAUCACCCUGUUCGACGUCAAGUUGCAACUAGAAUAUUCAGGCAAGACUACCGAUGCCGAAGAGGUGACCGGCUCGAUUAGCAUCCCCGAGGUAGCCCACGACACCGAGGAAGAUGAGUUCGUCUUCGAGAUCGAGAACCACGCCGACGCCGCUUCGAAGCAGCCAGUCAAGGACCUGGUGCGCUCCAAAAUCGUGCCCCAGCUGCGCCAGGCACUGGUCAAACUCGGCCCGGCCCUGAUCACCGAGCACGGCAAGGACCUGCAGCAUGCUCCCGGUGUCAACCCGUCCAGCGGGUUCGCCGCCGCAAGAGUCCACCCGCAAUCGACCAAGGAGUCCGCCGGCAGCACGGGCCAGACAACCACCUCGACGACGGGCAAAGCCACUGUCAACACCACGACCGUGACGGCGUCCGACGAGUUCCGCACCACCGCCGAGGAGCUGUACAACUCUUUCACGGACCCGCAGCGCAUUGCCGCGUUCACGCGGAGCCCGCCACGCCAGUUCGAGGGCGCUAAGGCCGGCGGCAAGUUCGCGAUUUUUGACGGUAACGUCACCGGCGAGUUCGUGAAGCUGGAGCCCCCCAAGCACCUGGUGCAGAAGUGGCGCCUGGCUCAGUGGCCCGCCGACCAUUUCAGUACCUUGGAGAUUCACUUUGAUCAAAACGACGUCGAUGGCGUCACCCAGAUGCGCGUCACUUGGUCUGGAGUUCCCGUUGGCCAGGAGGAUGUCACGAAGCAGAAUUGGGACAUGUACUAUGUCCGCAGCAUGAAGCAGACCUUUGGAUCCACUUCAUCAUCAAGUUUCUCUUCUUGGUCCUCGUUGCUAACGUUUAUCGUUCUUUUCCUUGGCGUAGGUUUGGCACUAUUCUCUGAUCGAUUCCGCAAGCUUUCACUGGCUGCAUGA